AUACAGUAUCUAUUUAUUGCGCUGCAAGAUAGCAUAUGCUCGUAUUGGAUCCAAAAGCGUUGUUCCUUUUAAAAUACGAAAAUAUACUGAUACUGAUAUGUAUUGUUUUGUGCAUUAUUGGAAUACACCAGGAAGCGAUUUAUUUGAAUAAUUUAAGUAACCACCUAUAUUCACUCAAGUUCGUGGGGAAAAAAUCAUUCGAUGCUUCUUUAAAAACUUAUUUGAUCUCAAUGGAUACUAAAGAAUACGGUCACACAUCUUCGCAACGAUGACGAACUACGAUAUUGUGUUACGUAUACUCCAACUGGGCGACCACUCUGUCGGAAAAUCCGCCGUCCUAAACGCUGUACGUCGGCCGAAAGCAGACAGCUUCCGCGGCCGUCGGCAAACAACAUCAAACCGACCUUUUGUCACUGUCGAAAUAGAAAUGUGUAGGGACAAACGUCGGCUAUUGUUGAAGGCGGUCGACACAGGAGAUGUGGAAAUAAUCAAAGCACAUGGACAAGGAAUGAAAUCACAACUUCGGAAAUCCCUCACUUACUCAAAAGUUUGUCAGAGUGCGGUGAAAAUGUUCGACACAGUGCUUGAAGAGCCACCAGACUUUUAUAUCAGACUUGUUUUACUCGGAGACGGUGGUACGGGAAAAUCACGAUUAGCAAAACGAUUCUCGUGCAAUACAUGUCGUUCAGCUUUUAAGAAAAUACCAUCAAGUGUUGACCUAAAAAGCUUCGAGUAUGUGGAUAGAAUUAUCAAGAGAGAAAAUCACGUUGUACUUGCUCGUCUCUACGACACAGCCGGUCAGGAAAAGUUUCGAAGCCUUACCGCGUCCUACUACCGAGGGGCCCAUGGCUGCCUCCUGUUGUUCGACGUCACCAACGAAACUACAUUCAAGAACGUCGCUUACUGGCUUUACGAUCUUAGAGAACAUUCAACACAACCGGACGUGUGCACAAUCUUAGUUGGCACGAGAUGUCAUGUGCCUUUAGCGGAACGAGCAGUGUCGACCGAACGAGCAGAGAAAUUUGCGGAAAGUGAGGGUCUAACGUACAUGGAAAUAAGCGCGGAAGAAGGUAUAAACGUAAUGGAAGUAUUCGAAAAGAUGGCGGACCUCAUCAUAGCAAAACUUGCAAAGGCUCAGUUAAUUAUAACACAACCGCAAGACACAGUAAAGCUCCCCAGGAAGCCAACACAACCUAAGAAAGAGAUAUGUUCGUGUUAGCGAAGUUCCCAAACAUGUCAACAUUGAAAGCUUUCAGUGCGGCAAAAUUUAAGAGAUUCCGACGUGAGAAGCGCUUCAUGUUUCACACUGUAUUUCAUUUAGACGGUUUCAACCCUUUUUUAACUGUCAUGAGAGCACUUCCUUUCGAGACUCAUAAUAUAACAUCUAUUUAAUAAACGUAUGGCUUAAUGCACAUUCAAAUAUAUGUAUUUGAGUGAAAAAGAUAGACCAGAUGGUAAAGCGUUGGGCUGCAUAUUCGAGGAUCGCGGGUUCGAUCCCGGCCUAGCCACAUAGCGUGGAUGGGGAUUGAUACUACAAAUCUCAGUUUCAAGUAUGGGUGUUGUCAUUUACUGGUUUAAGUCAUGCAUUAAGUACCGGUAAACCACUUGACCCGGCAAAGUAUGAGAUUCAAAUAUGGUGAGAACGGCACAAAACCCAACAAAUCAAAGUACAUUAUCAAUUGAAGGAACCUCAUUAAAAUGUUUUCUUCCUGCAUUGAUUUAAUAAUAUUCAUUUUCUUGAAAUAUCAUAGUUUGAACCAUAGAUAUUUCUUAUGGAUCAUAUGGUUACGGCUGUAGACUUUUAGAAUUUAUUAAUAAAAAUUCACGUUACAGUCGUUGAUCUCAUUUUUGUGCAUUUUCUGAGUUUUAUCUCUUUUGUAAAUAUUUUUCCUCAGGUUUCUAUGAUAACUUUGCUUGUUGUAAUAUAUAUGUUAAGCAUAAGUUGGUGGUUGCAUAUACCUCUUGAUUGUUAAAAUAAAAAAAAAACUAAACUUAUUAAAUGUUUAAUUUGAUUGAUGUUAAUGAUUAUUAAAAUAAAUUGUCUUUUAUGUAAAUACUAGUACAUAAUGCAAGUGCGUUUGUAUUCACUACACUGCACACAAUAAAGCUUUAAAAACC
Dreissena polymorpha is the source of this 2118-nucleotide messenger RNA. RefSeq lists its product as uncharacterized. The coding region runs from base 269 to 1219 and encodes 316 amino acids. The transcript has 4 exons. The record is from RefSeq and is a predicted model, not a curated record. Gene Ontology annotation, biological process: regulation of exocytosis; protein secretion. Gene Ontology annotation, molecular function: GTP binding; GTPase activity. Lineage: Eukaryota; Metazoa; Mollusca; Bivalvia; Myida; Dreissenidae.